Molecule: messenger RNA, 925 nt
Organism: Cheilinus undulatus (humphead wrasse)
Lineage: Eukaryota; Metazoa; Chordata; Actinopteri; Labriformes; Labridae
Product: trypsin-1-like
Exons: 6
Coding region: 87-815 (242 amino acids)
Biological process (GO): proteolysis
Molecular function (GO): serine-type endopeptidase activity
Source: RefSeq, a predicted model, not a curated record
GCCGAAGAACAGGGCCGCUCUCCUGACAGUGAAUAUAAACCCGAGCUCCAGGUGAAGUCUCUCAUCCACAAGAUCACUCAGCAACCAUGAGGUCUCUGGUCUUCGUUCUGCUCAUCGGAGCUGCCUUCGCCACUGACGACGACAAGAUCGUCGGAGGGUAUGAGUGCACCCCCCACUCUCAGCCCCAUCAGGUCUCCCUGAACUCUGGCUACCACUUCUGUGGAGGCUCCCUGGUCAACGAGAACUGGGUUGUGUCUGCUGCUCACUGCUACAAGUCCCGUGUUCAGGUCCGUCUCGGAGAGCACCACAUUGGAAUCAACGAGGGUACCGAGCAGUGGAUCAGCUCUUCCCGCGUCAUCCGUCACCCCGACUACAACUCCUGGAACAUCGACAAUGACAUCAUGCUGAUCAAGCUGAGCCAGCCCGCCACCCUCAACCAGUACGUGCAGCCUGUGGAUCUGCCCUCCAGCUGUGCUCCCGCUGGCACCAUGUGCUUGGUCUCCGGAUGGGGCAACACCAUGAGCUCCACCGCUGACAGCGACAAGCUGCAGUGCCUGAACAUCCCCAUCCUGUCUGACAGGGAUUGCAAAAACUCCUACCCCGGCAUGAUCACCGAUGCCAUGUUCUGCGCUGGAUACCUGGAGGGAGGCAAGGACUCUUGCCAGGGUGACUCUGGUGGCCCCGUUGUGUGCAACGGCCAGCUGCAGGGUGUUGUGUCCUGGGGAUACGGAUGUGCCGAGAGGGACCACCCCGGCGUCUACGCCAAGGUGUGCAUCUUCAACGACUGGCUGGAGAACACCAUGGCCAGCUAUUAAGUGAUCCAUGUUCACCACCAAGUCCAGACAACAGCUCACCACCAUUAGCUGUUCAUAAUCCAUCUUUUUGCACUGGACAAUAUGACAAAUAAAAGAAUUAAAGCAAUUCA